Messenger RNA from Brugia malayi, 1947 nucleotides. It is a transcript of the gene Bma-ztf-11, whose product is annotated as MBCTL1, putative. The transcript is spliced from 7 exons. Bases 1 to 1947 code for a protein of 648 amino acids. The record is from RefSeq and is a predicted model, not a curated record. Gene Ontology annotation, cellular component: nucleus. Gene Ontology annotation, biological process: regulation of DNA-templated transcription. Gene Ontology annotation, molecular function: zinc ion binding. NCBI's taxonomy places the organism in Eukaryota, Metazoa, Nematoda, Chromadorea, Rhabditida, Onchocercidae.
AUGACAGCAACGCCACAUUUUCUGUUUGCAGCAAUGACAAAAUUACAUCAUACAACAAAUGCAACAAAUUUACAUCAAAAUUUACCAACAAUUACAUCAUCAAAAGAUUUAUCACUCACAUCAACGGUUACAAAUGAUCCGGUAAAAAAUGAUUCAAAUUUAUGCAUGAAACAACCGGAAAUAACACCAUUAACAUGUAGUAGAUCAUUAUCAUCAUCAUCAUCAUCAUCAUCAGGAAAUGAUAAUUCAAUACCAAUUGAGGUAUUAUCAUCAAAUUGUCACAAAUUGAUAACAAAUGAUUGUUGUAGCAAAAAUAGUAAUCGUAAUACUGAUGAAACAAAUAAUGCUUAUAUAAACAAUGUAAAACGACGACGGAAACCAGAUGCAAAAAAUAUCGUUCAUGUUAUUGAGCAAAUAACAGAAGAGCAAGAUGAUGAUUUGGAUGGAAAUAUAAAUAAAUUUACAAAUAAUAUUAGUAUUGAUACAACUGAUAAAAUUAUUUGUAAACCAUCAACGUCUAAUUUAAUUCGUAAUCAAAUAACAUCAAAAUUAUCAACGAUUACUUCAUUCAAUACUCCUACUACUACUACUACUGAUACUGAUACUGAUACUACUAUUACUGAUAAUACUAUUACUAUUACUACUAGUAUUACUGAUACUGUUACUGAUACUGUUACUAGUACUAGUACUACUACUACUACUACUACUACUACUACUACUAAUCAUUUACCACUACGAUUUAGCAUUGAAUCACUGGCUACAUCAGCACCAAAACAUAUUUCAGUUUCAAAUGUAAAUUUAAAUACGAUAGAAAAUAUCAGUAGUCCAGAGUCGUGUACCUCUCAGUCACCACAUUCAGUUGAUUCACACUCAUCUCAGUAUACAUCAUAUGAUAAGUCAUCAAUUAAACAAUUAUCAUCAUUUGAUAAUUGUGAUUUUCGUAAUCCAUCAAAAAUUUCAUAUUCAUUAUUAUCAUCAUCAUCAUCAUCAUCAUCAGUAGCAGUAGCAGCAGCAUCAUCAACAACAACAACAACAGCAGCAGCAUUUCAUGGUGGAUUAAAGAAUCGAAAUGAAUCAGGUAAACUAACUUGUCCAACACCAGGCUGUGAUGGUUCAGGCCAUCAGACAGGCCUGUACACACAUCAUCGAAGUCUUUCGGGUUGUCCACGACGACCAGAUAAAUCAACAAUUCAAUUAUUAGCUCUACAACAGGAUACGGUAUUACGUUGUACAACACCAGGUUGUACAGGUAAAGGUCAUGUGAAUAGUAAUCGAGCAUCACAUCGAAGUUUAUCUGGUUGUCCAAUUGCUUAUCAGCAGAAAUUAGCACGGAAGAGUAUGCGUCAUAUGUCACAUCAAUUGACGGUGACAGCAGCGCCCUCAACAUCUUCUAAUCAUAUCAGUGAUGUAUCAAUGAUGAUUGUACCACCAACAACAACAAUUCAUUCAAUUAACAACAAUAAAUUUGUAGCAACAACUACAGAUGAAAUUCCACUUGAUUUAACACUUCGAAAAUGUAAUCAAAAAUUUACAGAAAAAAGAAAUCAAGAAAAUAAGGAUAGUCCAAAGGUGAAAAGGUCAAGGACGGAUGAUAUUGGUCAUUUGUUAAAUCGAAAUAUUACUAAUGAUGCUAUUGCUUCUCCUACAAUAGCACCGUUUUCAACAAAUAAUGCUAAUCCAUCAAAAUAUUUGUUGGGAAAAGAAAUGAAUUUAAUGUUAGAAGAGUCAGCAUUAUCAAAAUGUUUCACAAAUAGCAUGAAUACAACAGCAACAACAACAACAACAACAACAAUAGCAACAACAACAACAACAACAGCAGUUACAUCAACAACAAUGGGUGCUAACGUAAAUAACGAUAGUUCGAUGACGGGUUUUCAAUUAGCGCAACUAUUGUUAGCACAGCUGCAAGCUCAACGUGAUGCUUCAUCAUCAGUAUUAUUAUCAUGA